Nylanderia fulva is the source of this 1831-nucleotide messenger RNA. The record is from RefSeq and is a predicted model, not a curated record. Lineage: Eukaryota; Metazoa; Arthropoda; Insecta; Hymenoptera; Formicidae.
UAUUUUUAUUAAUAUAUAUUUAUUAUAUAAAUAUAUAUAUUUCUAUUAGAAAGAAUUUAUCAACUUAACUGGAGCUAAUCAUCUGUUUUGAUUAGUUCCAAUUAGACAUUACAUAAGGCAAUAAAUGUAAAAGAAUAAAAUUAUUUUUAACAGAUUAUUGACUGCAUUUCUAACAAGUGUUUGAAAUGAAGAUUUGUCUUUAAGUUAUAAAAUAAAUUUAUAACGCGGACAAACGAUUUAUUUUAUUUUUAUAUUUGGUCCAUUGUUUUCGCUUUAAAUUUACCUUGCACAUAUCAUUUCAAAGGAAUUACUUAUUAACAUGGUAGUUAUUAUAUAUAGCCCUGUGCACGUAGUAUUAAAUUAUAAUUAGUACUAAUCGUCACUGUCUAAGAUUGACACUAUUAUAUAUAUAUAUAUGUAUGUAUAUAUAAACAUCAAGUGAUAUUUAAAUGUUGAAGAUAAGUCACGCGUAUGCAACAGCUGUGAUGAGCCUUUCUGCUGAUUCCUUGCAUUUCAUUCGUUCAUGAUUCACAUGGAAGAAGUCAUUCGGGCUUCUCUCAUGUCAGUACGAUGCCAGUCAACGCAUGUAACUAUCAACGCGUGCACACGCGAGUUCUGAACUACAGUUGGCGUCGAAAGUGGGCCGUUUUGAUUGUGUUGACUUCAUGUGCAAUUAUUAUUUUAUUUUUCAUAAAAUAUCCGACUGUUCACGAGGCAAACAUUAUAAAACAUGACACAUAUCUGGACGAUGUACCCGAAGAUCUUUACAAAACUGUGUUGCGGACUUGGUAUAAUUUUUCUGCCGGUGAAAAGUGGUACAACGGGAAAAAUAUAUCCGCACUAAAUCCAGAAAAUUAUCAUACUUUAUUGACGGAUAUUCGGCAGAAUUGGAUAAUAUGGAAUUAUAAUUCGAAUAAGUCAUAUAUUCUUCAAGAACCGGAUGUUAAAGAUCCAUCGAUGGGACAAUCAACUAUGAUACGCGAAAUUUUCAAUGAUAAGAAAAAUGGAUUUUUCAUAGAAUGUGGUGCGUACGACGGGGAAACUCGUAGCAAUACGUUGUUCCUGGAGAAAUUUAAUGGAUGGUCGGGUCUUCUAAUAGAGGCGGAUCCUAUCAAUUUUACAAAAAUGCUUCAGAAAAACAGGCGAGCUUAUCUCUCGCCGACGUGUCUCAGCAUUAUUAAGAACCCCAUAGUGGCGUCUUUUCUCAUGGCGAGGAAUGUCGGGCGUCUGCAUGAACCCCUGAAUACAACGGAAGAUGUACCCGCGAAUACGCUCGACGUGGCUUACACGGGCGAGCACAUCCGCGUGCAAUGCUUGCCAUUGAUACUUUACAUCGCGGCCUUGGAAAUCAAGACAAUCGAUUAUUUAAGUCUCGACGUCGAAGGCAAUGAGAUCGACGUGUUAGAAACAAUUCCGUUUAACGAGGUGGAUAUAAAGACCCUGUCUGUGGAAUACAUACACAAUCCGAAAGGACGAAAGUAUCUAGUCGAUAUGAUGGAACAAAGGGGAUAUUAUGUUUAUAGUUUUGUGGAACAAUCAGAUAACUUGGCAAAUGAUAUCAUUUUUGUAAAACGCGAUAUGUGACAAAUGAGCCUGAAUUGAUGAAGUGGAAUUAUGCAAUUUCUAGAGUCUAUUCCUUUAAGUAAAAAAAUUAUUUCUUCCUGGAUAUUAUUUAAUUUUUUACGUUCUAGUUAUAGUUGCAAUUAUGGGUUAUUUCUCACGAAGCAAAGGCAUAUCGUAUAAAUAAGCGAAUAAGUACCUUAGAUUUUAGAUUGAUAGAUUGUUAAUAAAAAUAUGUCUAAUUGUGUAAGAUAUUUACAAAAAUCAUAUA